AUGGGGAUCAAAGCGGCGCUUCCUAAAUAUGAGCUGUAUUUCUACAACACCGUGCUGGCUUUGGCAGUGUUUUGGUCCGCCUACUGUGUCUUUGACGCGUCGGCGUCAAACACGAGCAGAAAAACAUUCAAGACCAGCGUGAAGCCAGGAUGGCACUACCUUGGCAGGAAAAUGGACACAGCGGAUACGGAGUGGGCCAUGUGGAUUUGGACCUUCCGCUGUCACAUUGUGUUUGCCUUGACGGGCCACGUGCUGUUUGCCAAGCUCUGCUCCAUGCUGGCUCCUCAGUAUAGGUCGCUGGAGUACAUGGCGUACGGGAUCCUGGCUGUGUGGACCAGCAUGGGCUGGACCUACGUCACUCUCAUCCUGUCCCACUGCAUUUUGCUCUACAGCAUCUCCAUGGUUAAAAUACGCUGGCUGUGCUUUGUCACAGGCUUUUCCACGCUGGCCACCUUCAAGUGUGAGCCCUUCCUGUCGUGGCAGGCGGGCUUUGUGACGGGCGACUUCGACCUCCGCCACAUCCUUUUCUACGGUGGCUGCGGCUUCACCAUAAUGCGCUGCAUCAGCUUCGCCCUGGAGAACUGCGAGCGCAAGGACGGCAACUACAGCAUCCUAGAGCUGCUCAAGUACAACUUCUACCUGCCCUUCUUCUACUUCGGCCCCAUCAUGACCUUUGAUAAGUUCUACACGCAGGCCAAUAAAUCAGACCUGAGCCGGAAAGAGCGGGAGCUUUGGAAUAUCAACAUGCAAGGCGUGACCUACCUGGGUGCCAUCUUGGCGGUGGACCUCCUCUUCCAUUUCCUGUACGUCCUCACCAUACCCGCCGACUUGAAGCUGCUCAGGCAACUAUCCGACUGGGCCCUUGUUGGCGUUGCUUACUUCAAUCUGAUCUACGACUGGGUAAAAGCCGCCGUCAUGUUUGGAAUCAUCAGCACUGUGUCUAGGCUGGACCAUUUGGACCCACCCAAGCCACCAAAAUGCAUCACCACGCUCUACGUCUUUUCCGAAACACAUUUUGACCGAGGCAUCAACGACUGGUUGUGCAAGUAUGUGUACCAUCCUCUGGGCGGCAAGCACGAUGACGUGCUGGCGGAACUGGUGGCCACGCUAUCCACAUAUGCCGUUACUGCCUUGUGGUUGGUGCCUUCCAAGGUGGUCCUAGUUUGGGCUUUUCUCAACUGCUUCGGUCUCAACUGCGAGCUGUGGGCAGCCAAGCUCUUCUCAAUGGAGCCCUUCGCGUCUUUCGAGAAUGCCAUGUCAGAGGCCAUGUCCCGACGGAUCCGUGCCGCUGUUUGUAUCUUCAACUUCUGGUGUAUCGUGCUGUACAAUACGGUGCUUCUCAACAGUUUGGACUUUGCCAAGUUGGUAGCCAAGCGUGUGCUGCUCAAAGGUUUCCCGAUAACAACCAUGGUAGUCAUGUUCGUGACUUACUGCCUGAUUCAAGUGAUUAAGGAACGAGAGCGGAAACAAGCCCUCAUUGACGAUCCUGAUCCACUUCCUCCCGCGACGGUGGACGGAACCAUGCCAGCAGGACCUUCAACUGUACCUCCAGCAGACCCCGCGGGUCUAGCGCCAGCCACCGCUCAGCCUCUCAACGAUCCCAGCAAGCAAAAAUCAGAGUAG
Molecule: messenger RNA, 1623 nt
Organism: Nerophis lumbriciformis (worm pipefish)
Lineage: Eukaryota; Metazoa; Chordata; Actinopteri; Syngnathiformes; Syngnathidae
Source: RefSeq, a predicted model, not a curated record